Molecule: messenger RNA, 462 nt
Organism: Prunus armeniaca (apricot)
Lineage: Eukaryota; Viridiplantae; Streptophyta; Magnoliopsida; Rosales; Rosaceae
Source: the annotation of a GenBank genome assembly
AUGACAUUGGGGAAGAUAAAGCUGAGGCCCAGCCAAAGGGAAGAUCUGGAAUUACCAUUAUUUGACUUGGCCGCUGUUGUUUGUGCAACCAAUAACUUUUCAAACAAGAAUAAACUUGGAGAAGGGGUGAUUUCGGAUCAGCCUUUUAAGGUAAAAUCAAAUAUAGUACUCCCUACAGUUGGCUUGACAGUUUCCACAUGUCGUUUGGGUCAGGACUAUGGAUACAAGUCGUAUAUUGUACGUUCGCAAACUACAGAGUAUGGAUUUUGGUCAUCAUAUGUGGCUAAUGGAUUUCAGGGUACACUGAAAGAUGGACAAGACAUGGCUGUGAAGAGGCUCUCAAAACAUCCUAGACAAGGACUCAAUGAGUUGAAGAAUGAGGUUACACAUAUUCUCAAACUUCGACACAGGAAUAUAGUGAAGCUUCUGGGAUGCUGCAAUCGAGAAGAUGAAAUGAGCUGA